AUGAAUAUAUAUUCAACACAGAUUGAGAAGUAGAGAUUAUUGGAAGGGUUGUUUGGUAUUUUUGCUGUGUUUGUAUUGAUUGAUAUUAAUUUUUAAUUAAGUGAUUACCCGUUUUUGUGGAAAUAUAUUAUUAAUUUUAUUGAGAUGAAUAAGUUCAUAACCGUAGCUUUGAUUGCUUUAGUGAGUGUUCAAGCGUGGGAUAUUGAUUUUGCACUGUUGUUGUAGACAGGAUCACAAUCAAAUGAUGCUAUUCAAGCAGUCUAUGAUUUAUUGAAUGAUUUGAAGACAAGCAAUAUAGAAGCAUAAGGAUUAGCAGAUGAGAAAAACAUAUCAGACGAGGAAAUUGGAUAAUCCAGAAUUGCAGCUUUAUCAAAAGUGAAUGAAUUGAAUCAAAAGGCUUGGGCAAGUGCAAAGGCAAGAAGAGAGUAAAUCGGAGUUGAAUAUAGAGAAGCAACAGACUACAUUGCUUGGGCUACAUAAAGAUUAGCUGAUAUCGACAGAAGAGAAGUUGAAUUAGAAGAACUCAGAUGUUUCUCAAAUGGUUUGUUUGUAAGAGCAAUUAAAUAACACAACGAUGCUUUGGGAGUCAUCAGAAUAUUAAAGAAUGAUUUGAGCGGAUACUUAACAGGAGCUCCAUCAUCAAUGGUUGAAUUGAAAGUCGAGAAUGUUGCUGACAAAUUGAAACAAUACAGUCAAUUAUUUAAUCAAGAUGCCAUGAGCAAAUUCGCUUAAUUGGCUUCAGAACAAGCCUCAGGAAAUGCUGAAUUACACGCUUUGGGAGAGAGCGAAGGCACAACUGGAGGAGACAGACAACCAGGAGUCAAUGUUGGUCAAUUAGUCUAUAAUGCCUUGAGUGAUUUGGAAGAUCAAUUGAAAUCUGCUUUGGCUGCUUUAGAACAAAAUGAAAUCGCUGGAUAUUAUCAAUUAGCUGAUUGGUUGGCUGACUCUGAAGCUGAGAAGGUUCACUUAUAAGAUGAAAUCUAAAGAAAGACUCAACUCCAAGACAAAUUAGUUGUGUAAGAAUAAGCUGCCCUUGCUGUUUAGGCCAAAGCCAAUUCAGUAUUAAAGGAUUCACAAAAUGCCAUCAAUGCUGCCACAGCUAGUUUAUAUGAGUUGAGAGAACUCUAUGAUACCGAAUUAAAUAGAAGAAAUGAGGAGAACGCCAUCAUCGAUGAAGUGAUCCACAUCUUCAAAUAACAAGUAUUGGAAAUGGCUAACUAAACUUCAUAUGGCAAGAAAUGAAAUAUUAAGAUUAUCAAUAUAAACUGAAUAUUUUAUAUUAAAUAGA
Messenger RNA from Paramecium tetraurelia, 1288 nucleotides. RefSeq lists its product as uncharacterized. The record is from RefSeq and is a predicted model, not a curated record. The transcript is spliced from 6 exons. Lineage: Eukaryota; Ciliophora; Oligohymenophorea; Peniculida; Parameciidae.